Anas platyrhynchos (mallard) is the source of this 1846-nucleotide messenger RNA. The record is from RefSeq and is a predicted model, not a curated record. Lineage: Eukaryota; Metazoa; Chordata; Aves; Anseriformes; Anatidae.
AGUGGGCGUGGCCUCGUGGUGGCGCGCUCCCCGUGGCGCCCCGUGGGCUGCGCCCCGUCCCCUGGGCGCCCCCCGUGCUCCCCGCCCCGGCACCCUUGGGUGCCUUCGUCCCGGCCUCUUGCGAGGCCGUGCCCGGUGCCUGCCGGCGCCUCCGUGCGGGCUCGAUCGUGAGCCCGGCCAGAAGGAAGCGGCCCCGCGCCGCCGUGACACGCUCUGGGGAAGUGAUGCCUGCGCAGACGGCCCGGGAGAGAAGUCCUUGGGCUGGAGCACGCCCUUCCUGAGCGCCGCCUGCUCUCCCGGCCGCUUGUUCGGCCGCAGGCAGAGCGGGCUGUUGGCUCCCGGGGGCUGCGGUGCUGCUGGCACCGAGCAUCACCCCUGUCUCGGGGCGUAGGGACGGCCCUAGGCAGCCCAGCUGCCUCCCCUGAGCUUUUUCCUAUCGGAGCCGUCCCUCACCAGGCAGAGGAUCUCUGCCCCGGGGGCUGGUGGAGGUCUGCUGGGCAUCGCACCCAUCCCUGGGAGCACCCCCUUCCCUGCCAGCACCCAAGGAAUAAAAGCACCCACCUGGGUGCUCUGCCUCUAGCCGGCAAAAGGAGCGCAGCCACCGCAGUGCCAGGGCUGCGGGGAGCACCCGGGGCUGGGCCUGCCGGGGGGCAUCAGCUCCUGCCCGCCUGGACAUGGCCGGGCACAGAGGAGGGCUGCCCCUGCCCCUGCUGCUGCUGCUGAGCCUCGCCGUGCCCGAGCUGGCGCUGGGCUGCAGCAGCUCAGGGAGGAGGUGGCUGCUUGACCUGAAUGCUACAACGAUCUCAGCUCUCUCUGCCUCCCUGAAAUCCACAGAGACCACGGUGCUGCCGCCCACCGCCGCCUCCACCGGCACAGCCUCCAGCCCUGAAAAAGGAUCCUCCACUCCCGAGACACCCAGCACACCCCCGGGGAGCAGCCGUCCCUCUCCUCCCACCACAGCCCCACACACGGGUACAUCAGCCGAGCCCCCGACAUCCCCUCUGGACACCACAGCCCCGCACCCCACCAGCUCUGGGGUGCCCGGGAGCACCCCAAAUCCCAGCCAGACACUGGGGACCACAAACGGGACCAGCCCUGGUGCCUCCACCCUGACCACGGGGACAUCCCCGGACACCCAGGCGUCACCCCCCAGCCCCGGUGCCACCACGGGCACCUCCCCUGCCACCAACUCAACCCAGAGCCCAAACAACAUCUCCAGCACCUCCACGGCCCAGCCGACGGCAGAGCCCACCUGCCCCGGCAUCAUGAGCCCAGGCGCGGAGUCCCACAUCUUCCUGUCCGUGCGCCUGGCCGGCCCCCUGGACCCUGGGAACAAAACCAUGCAGGACCUGAUCCUGUCCGAGCUCCGCCACAGGCUGCAGGUCAAGUUCCCGCAGGCUGACUUCACCAUGCGGUGGAGUGGGAAGAAACCCUGAGCGCUGCCCCACGCUGCAGCCCCCCAGCCGCCCGUGGCACCGAGGAAGACGAGGAAGGAGCCCCUGCAGCCCGUUGUCAGCCCCCGUGUACUCCGAAAUAAGCAGAUUUCAGGACCUGGCCGGCUGCGGGGGCACAGCCGGGGGGUCCCACGUCACUGCUCUGCUCCCCCCCCGGCUGCGUGCGCCGUGGGGCUGUGGAAAUCCCGUGGGUUGAAAUCCUUCCCUGUUUUUUUUUUCUUUUUUUUUUUUUUUCCCCAGUCUCUGGUUAAGGAGACGGCCGCGGCGUCGAUCCCCCUGCAGCGAAGUCAUUUAUUAACUGAUUAAUUAGGCAGAUAAAAUCAGGCCGAAGCAGUUAUUACCCUAAGCAAGUCACCUCGUGGAGAGAUUAAAAAGUGAAAUAAUCACCCAAA